AUGCUAAAAUAUCAACCAGAUCUACAGAAUUUCAAUCGUUUUCAACAUCAAAUUCAUUAAACUAGCAAGUCUAACAACUUUUAGAUGCAUAUUCACUUGAUCUAAAAUUUGGUUGAAUUGCCUUUCUCUCAAAAUGAUAUAGUCACCCUCUUGCUCCAAGCACUAAAUAACCUAGCAGUUAAUUAUUAUAAGUAAUGCUCUUGUCUACUAAUUGCUUAGAUUUGAUUUAUUUGCUAAUAAGAUCUUUAAGUUCAUGAGAAAUCAUUUACUGAAAAAUGAUCAAUUACAGUGUAAUUAGUUUAGACAGAAAGUGAUUAAGUUUAUUGUCCAAAUAAACAUGGCAAAGAUGAAAUUACAAUUAGGAUCAUAUGGUAAAGCUUUUCUUCUUGCUGAAUAAGCUAUGAGUGCAUUAGAAAAAGACCUCAUUGAUAGAUUGAAACAAAGAGACUCAAAAAUUGAAGAUGCCAUGCUACUCAUCAAUGGCUAUCUGAUUUUAGCUAAAUCCUACGAGUUUUCCUCAGAAUUUGAUAUUUAGUACAUACAAAGCAAAAGCGUUUGGGCACAGAAAAACUAAUAAGAUUAAUUUUGUAAAUUCUAUUUAAAUGCAAAAUAAUUGGCAAUUAAAUAUUUAGGAACCAACAAUAAACUCAUCUAAAAAUUACAAUAUUCGUGUUCUCAUCGUGUCUAAAAACCCAAAACUCCUCAACUAAUGCCAUAAGUAAUUUCAAGACAAUAGUUGAAUCAAUUAAUUUAAUUAUUGAAAUUGGUCAAAGGCAGAGUCACAAUAGUCAUACAACCUGAAAAACCUCUAGUCAGAAGAUGCUUAAAGGGAUCAAUAGACACACAUAAAACCACAUCGACACAGAACAGUCAAGUCGAUAUGUCCAAACCAUACAUUAAGCAAUUUAGAGUGAGAUGUAAAUAAAACAGUCACCAUGAGAUUAAUUCUUCAGAUGAAACCACAAAAGAGAAAAUGCAGAAUUGUGAUACCCCAAUUUCUCAAUAUAAAUAAUUAGAAACUAUUAUUCAAAAAAAGGUUGAAGAGUAAUUGACUAUGAAAUUGAAUGCAAAAUAAUUGAAUAAUCUUGAAGAAUAAAAGAAAUUGUAGGAGUAGAAUUAAUAGAUAUCUAAUUUAUAUGAUUAAAUUCAAUAACUUAAGGAGUAACUCAAAUAAAAAGAGGUGUUACAAGAGUAACAAAAAGUGCAAAUUGAACUCUUACAAGCUCAUAAUAAAUAGCAGUCAUUGAAGAAUGUGAAGUCCAUUUAGAGUCCUAUCAAAAAGAAUAAUUUUAUAUAGGAAUUUUAAAUUUCAAGUGAAUAAAAAUAAUCCCUAGUUUAAAGUGCCAUUCAAAUCAAAAGAGCUGAAAUCAACGAAUUUAAUACUGAAUAAACCCCUAUCAAAUUGGUAAACUCAAUUAUUGGGGAAUUCUAAACUCCUGGAAAUAAGAGUUCCAUUGCUGAAUUUUAAACCAACAAAAAAAGCACUCCUCCAUUUAGUUUUAGUUUCCACAAACAUUAAUAGCAAUCAAUAGAUGUGCCAUUAACUCCCCCUCCUAAUGUUACUUAAGAUAACACUCUUGAUCAAUCCCAACAGUGGCCAUCUCAAAAGUUAUAACACAUCAGCAUAAUUGAAUUCGAGGAAUCUAUGAAUUUUUCAAUCACUUAUUGUAAACGAAAAUAUUUAUAUUAGAAUCCAAUUCGGAGCAUUAUUCCAUUUAGUUAUAACCAAAUGAAAUCUAUAUGAUUUAAGUAGAGAGUGAAUUAUCCUUUACAGUUGAAAUCUCACUUGUUACUAAUAAAGCAAAUCCAAAGUUAGAGGACUUUUGCAUUUUGAUUUAAGUUAACAUAAAUUCUUAAAGAAUCAGUGAAUUAAUAGAAAUAAGUUCUUUAGCUGACAUGCUAUAACACACAGUAAAUAAUAUUUGUAUUCCUUAUCCUCUGAAAUAUAUAACUUCCUAUAAGCUUUUUAUUUAAUACCUUUUGAUUCCCUUCAUUUAAGUAUAAAUGGAAAACAAAUAAUACAAGAUUGCCUUGUUUUCAAUUCCUCAAGGUCUGUUUAGCAAUUGGUAAUGCAUUAAUCUAUAUGGUGAUCAAUGCGAAUGGUCUAUGUUUUUUAUAGAAAAUUAUAAAUUCAAAGUGGUAAUCUUUCAGAAUAAAAUCAAUAUCUUAGACUUCGAGAUAUUCUUAGAUUAAGUGUCAUUUGAAGAGUAUUUUGAGUUUUUGAAUUUUGACUAGAAUAGUUAAUAGGAGAUGUAAAAUAUAUUGAAUUCAAUGAAGAAGAUUUAAUCAUCAUCUCAUAACUAUUUCAAACUUCCAAAUGUUAAAAUAAGAGAUAAAGAUAAAUUAAUAAAUUUUAUCAACAAUUGUCUAAUCUAAGUUGAAACAUUGAUUAACGAAUAGAAAUAAAAGGAUGUUAAGCAUUAUUUAAAGGAGAAUGUUAUUGCACUCAAUUUAGAUGUCAUUGAAAAAUGUAAAAUAAGGGCAUCAUUAGUUUAAAAGAUUAAUGGUAGGAUUGACCUAAUAUUAAAGAACUUCUAUUAAACUCAUCUGUCUCAAGAUUAACUCGGAUUUGCUGGCGGUUCCAUUUAAAUUACAGAUGAAUUUAUUUAGGAUAAAUUUCAUAUUGACUUUUUCACAUUAAAUGAAAGUGAGAAGUAAUUCAUUCUUAAGAAAAUCAGUAAUUAUUUCAAAUUGCAUGUUUACAAUAGUUUGUAAGAUGGUAAUGAUCUGGAUUGGAAAAAUGAGAAUCCAAUACAAUAAAUAGACUAAAACUUCGGUGGAACUCAUAAAAUUAUGAUAGUAGAUCAAUAUAGAACUCCUAUUAACUUUACUUUGAUAGGAAUUCAUGAUAGGCCAGAAUUCGUUAGGGUGGACAUGUUUGACACUGAAAAGGUUCAAUAAAAUGGGCUCUUGUUCUUUAUUAAUGAGGAUCAAUGGAGAAGGAGAGAGAUUCAACCAUCUGUGAAGAAAAGCAAAUAGUCAAAAUACAAUAAAGAAUUCGCAAUAGCUGAAAAAUAUUAUUUGAACCAAGUGUUGUAGGAGGGAGGGUGGAGAGUAAUUGAAAAAUUGAUAAUAGCAAAGAAUUCGAUCUAAAUAAAUCAAGAGGGAAAAAUACAUCGGUUAGAAUAAUUUUUGAAUUGGAAAUCAAUUUAUGAAAAUUGA
This is a messenger RNA of Paramecium octaurelia, 3162 nucleotides long. The record is from the annotation of a GenBank genome assembly. Lineage: Eukaryota; Ciliophora; Oligohymenophorea; Peniculida; Parameciidae.